This is a messenger RNA of Camelina sativa (false flax), 4790 nucleotides long. RefSeq names its product protein TIME FOR COFFEE. Gene Ontology annotation, biological process: regulation of circadian rhythm. Lineage: Eukaryota; Viridiplantae; Streptophyta; Magnoliopsida; Brassicales; Brassicaceae. Gene Ontology annotation, cellular component: nucleus. The record is from RefSeq and is a predicted model, not a curated record.
AAGCAAGUCUCGAAAGAUAGAGAGAGAGAGAUGGAGAGAAAUAGAGAAGCUCGAAGAGUGCCCAUGGCGGCCGCCGGUAAUGGCUUCUCUACUAGACGGAGACAUAGAGCCGGAAGUUUCAGAGACUCUCCAGAGGAGGAUAUUCCGGUGGAGUAUACGGAGACAACGAGGUUAAGAGAUCGAGGAACGAGUUCUAAGAAGGAUCGAGAUCGAGAAAGGGAGAAGGGGAGAGAUCGGUUAAAUAGCCGGAGUAAAAGGAGAAGACGAGAACGAGGUAAUAUAGACGACGACGGCGGAGAAGACGACGACGACGAUACCUCCGAGGAGAUUGUUAACGAUGAUGAAGAAUACGACGACGGCGGUGAAGCGAUGAAGAUGAUUCCACCGGCUAUGACGAAUCAUCAGAGGAAGAGUUUUCCUCAGAGUAAAGCUUUCAGAUCGUCUCCUUCUCCGACGCCAUCGUCUCCUAUUGUAUCUUCAUGGAAAGCCGCCGACGAAAUGAUCGGUGUGUCGAUUCCUAGAAAAGCCCGGUCAGCAUGUACUAAGAGACCGCAUGAGUCUUGGACUAGCGGCGGUGGAGUUUUCACUUCCGGUGAGAAAAUUCACCGGCAAAUAUCGAGUCCGGCUUCUAUGUUAGCUUCUCCAUCACUACCAGCUCCUCUGUCUCCAUCUUCCUCCAACGUUUUAGUCCGGAAGAAGAUGACUCCUGGACCAAAACCGAAGCCGCUUCCGCCAAAAUCUCCGGUGGCGGUACAAGACGAAAUCGAGAUCGAGAUCGCUGAGGUUUUAUACGGAAUGAUGAGACAACCUCAAGGACCACCAGCUAAGCAAGACGCCGCCGCGAAUGAUUCCGGUGAGACGAGUAAACCAGCUGUAGAAGAGAAGUCGGUCUUCAACUCGCAGAUUGCUACUCCAUCAGCAGCAAAUGCAAAUUCGGCGAUCGCUCCUAAGAGGAAGAGGCCGCGAGUAGUUAGAUACGAAGACGAUACAGUUGUUUCCACAACCGUAAAGGCAGCGGAAGACGAAGUCUCUUUAAGAUUUACCGGAGAGAACCUCUCCUCAACGAAUCUGCAACCGUCGACGUCAUUAGAUUUGAGCUCCGCCGCGGAGAAGAAAGAAAAUGGUAUCUCCAAAGAGGGAAAAGUAUCACCGGAAAUGGAAUCUUCGUCUGGGAUAAGAUCUGAUGUGACUAAAGCGAGUUUGCCUACACCGGAAAUGGAGAAGAUUGAGAUAAAUCUGAUGACGCCAUCGGAAAAGAGAUCGUCACCGGCGAGAGAUGGUGGUAUUGAAUGUGUGGUGGUGACAGAACCUAAAGUCACGAUUAUAGAAUCGGAAACAAAGCCUCUCUUAGAAGAUGUGAGCAAAGAUCUGAGUUUGAAGUCUGAAGAAGGUAGAGAUCAAAGAUCUGAAGCAGAAGAUGAACUUCAAAAAUCUGAUAGAAACUGUCAACUUAAGCUCGAUCUUGAGAAACCUGACCCAGAAAACAAGCAAUCUGGUUCUGAUAGACCAGCUGAAGCUAUUAAUUUGUCUCUGCAUAUGUCAAUACCAAGCUGGUCUGGAGGGAUUCCUACAAUGGGAUACCUGGGGGGACCUACACAUGGUGUUAUGCCGACAGAUACCAACUCUUUAUUACCGUCCACAACCAUGCAGCCUCCGCAUUUGUUAUUUAACCAACCAAGGCCAAAGAGAUGUGCAACUCACUGUUAUAUCGCUAGGAAUAUCCAUUAUCACCAGCAAUUCACGAAAAUAAAUCCCUUCUGGCCUGCAACAGCAGGAUCGGUACCGUUGUACGGGUCAAAUGCCUGCAAUCUUAGUCUCAUGCCUUCUGGUGAGCUACAAGGGAGUGUUCUGAGCAGAAGUCCAAACACUGUACCCGAGCAGAACUCUCUUGCUGCAACUAACAGCUCAGAUACAGCCCAACGGAAGCAAAUCUUACUCCAGCAAGCUCUGCCUGCAGGAGCCAGUAACAACAUCAUGCAUGGCCCGGCAUUUAUUUUCCCAUUGGGCCAACAGCCUCCUGCAGCCGCUGCGAUAGCUGCCGCUUCUGUCAGGCCUCCUUACACCAACAACGCCGUUGUUUCAUCUGGUGCAAUGGCUGCUUCAGCAUCCGUGAAUGGUCCUCCGUCAGCAGCACCAGCAGCUGCUACAGCAAUGAGCUUCAGCUACCCAAAUAUGCCCACCAAUGAAACUCAGUACGUGGCUAUCUUGCAGAAUAAUGGGUAUCCAUUUCCAGUCCCGACACAUGUUGGCCCACCACCUGCUUAUAGAGGAGGUCCACAGUCCACAUCUUCCGCCACAACAGCAACCUGGUCAAGGGCAACAGACCCAUGCUCCCAGCAACCAGAACACAAAUGCUUCCACUGGUUCCGCGGCUGCACAAAAGCUUCUCCAGAACCAACAACGAAGGCCACCAGUAAAUUCACAAGGGUUUCCUACUCAGAAAGUUCAGCACAGGCAGCAUCCCAGGGAAAACGCAACUCAACAUAGUGAAACUGCAAGAGAAGCCAGCCCAUCCACUACUGACAGCCGAGCCUCUCGUUCUAAUGUUUCAUAUGGCCAAAAGUUUGCUUUGCCGAUGCAGCCAACUAAAAUGGGUUUGAUGGGUUCUGCAGCCUCAGGUGGUGGAGUGCUUGGUUCCUCUAACAAUCAUAGUGAAAGGCCACCAGAAAAGCAGGGAUCAAAGGUGGGUGCGGAAUCUAUUCAGUCGCAGCCUUAUGCAAUGACCUUUGCGGCGUUCAACGGAGGUCUGAACAUGCCAUCUACGGCUCAAAAUCAUGCUAUACUCCAUGGCGUUCCAGAAGCAGCAAGGCAAGGGUAUCAUCAGAUGAUGGCAGCUGCUGCGGCUUCUCAAUCAUCUAACCAUAAAAUGACUAAUUGUGGUCCGGAAGAUGGGAAAUCAGGGUCUAAUGCUUCUGCUAAUGCCACAGAAGUACGGAAGACAACAGGGUCAAAUGGGAAAACAGCAACUGCAGGUGUUGGGCAGUCUGUUGCUUUCUCUGGCAAACAAGAUUCGGUUGAUGCAUCUGCUUAUGCGGUAACAGGUGGGGCAAUCACUGAUAGCUCAGCUCGGGUGCUCAACCUCGGCUCUGCUCAGCCCUGGAGUUCCAGUUCUGCACCGACCUCUCACCAGCAGCAACAUAUGCAGCGAAAUCAACCUCAGCAGCAGCAGUAUAGCAAUUAUCUCCAGAUGCAACAACAGUAUGCCGUUGCUGCUGCUAGAGGCAAAGGGCCAGUGAUGAGUAACGGGAGUGGUUUCCUGGAUCAUAAUAUUAACACCGCGCCUUCGGUGGUAUCCAAUAACCCUAAUGCUACGUCAGGGUUUCCUCAGAAUCUUGUUCAAUCCGGCAAUGGUAGUCCGGCUCAGUCUCCUCAGUGGAAGAACAAUUCACCCAGAGCUCAGUCUCCUUCCAUAUUGUCACCAUCUGUGUCUUCGUCACUUAAAAACGUACAGCAGAAACAGCAAGGUCGACCCCACCAAUCACAUAUAUCUUUUGCAGCAGCAAACUCUAAAACUCUGCCUUCUAAUUCUCCGAUGCAGCAAGGAGCGGGUAGUAACCGGGCUCCAUCACCCACUGCGUCUUCUGUCUCCAAAAAUGCCGGAGCAAUCCCAAGAACAACUGCCCCAACCUCAAUCGCAAACAGAGCUGGACAUGGUGAAGCUUCCUCCUCUUCUCUGCCUUCAUCUCAACCAUCCAAGCACUCACAGUCGGCAUCAUUUACAGGUGGAAGGAACAAUGGGCCGUCUAUUCUCGGAAAUCCUCACGUUACUACCACCACCUCAAAUCCUACUUAUAAGUCUCAACAACAACAACAACAACAACACCUGCAACAAGCUCAGCUUUACUUCUCAAGCCCAUAUAUGCAAGCUCAACAUCAUCAUCAGCAGAAACAACAGAUGAAUAUGUCUUCUCUUAGUGGCUAUUACAUCCAAAGACAGCAACAACAGCAACAAGCAGGAUCAUCAGCUGCUACCCCAUCUGUUACCCUAUCUAGCUGCACCACUGUCACUUCAGAUCCGGCAAAAGCUAUUAAUAUGAAGGGUGGAGGGAGCAACAUCAACUUGCAGCAUACACAGACUGCAGAGAAGACGCAUCAUCAUCAUCCGCAGCAAGUCCCUCCAGGAUUUCCAUACGUCCACGCGGGUCAAGUGAAACCUGGAGAUCAGAAGCAACAAGCGGGUGAGUGAAACUUAAAAACCCAUUCGAUGCUGAUGUGGGAGUUUUCCUCACGCUUGUUGAUUCCUCUAAAUCCCGUGGCGCUGAGGGACGGUAGACUUUGAACAGUGUGAGGUCCUAAGAAACUGGUUAAGUGUUAAUGACGGAUCAGAAGAGAAACAAACACCCCCAAACUCACUAACCAGUGAGAGAGGAGAGAGACCUUUACAGGGAUGGUCUUGGUGUUUUAAGAACUGUAUUCCAACCAAGUUAGUGUUAUUUUCUGACAAUCCUCGAGCAAGUAGAGAGAAUAGAUCAUUCAAGGUUAGCUUUAAGAAUUUUAUUCAUUUCUUAUUGGGAGUAGGGUUGUUUUUGAUUGAAUUAAAAGAACGGGUAGCCCAAAGGAAGAAAGGCAGAACUGUUGCUGUUUGGUAAUGGUAGCUUAGACUUUUAUUCUAUUGAGUAGAAAAGAAAAGGAACCAUUUUUGUGUCAAGAUGAUGGAGAAGUAAAUGCAUGUGUGUAAUCUGUAUGUACAUGUGGUUUGGCUAGAAAGUAAAUAUAAAGAAUGUGUUUAGUUUAUUAUUGGCUAGUUCUGUUUUUUGCUUUUGUGAAUGUGAAUGUGAUUGUGAUUGUGA